Messenger RNA from Chlamydomonas reinhardtii, 4948 nucleotides. RefSeq lists its product as uncharacterized. The record is from RefSeq and is a predicted model, not a curated record. Gene Ontology annotation, molecular function: ATP binding; protein kinase activity. Bases 132 to 3335 code for a protein of 1067 amino acids. Gene Ontology annotation, biological process: protein phosphorylation. The transcript is spliced from 18 exons. NCBI's taxonomy places the organism in Eukaryota, Viridiplantae, Chlorophyta, Chlorophyceae, Chlamydomonadales, Chlamydomonadaceae.
CUGAAAGGAAUAAGCUGCGAACCCUGCUCUACAGCCCCCCUAUGGCAACGUGAAUGGCACGGCGCGUCGACUGUGGCUCACCUGUCCCUACUAGCGCUCAGACAACCAGCAACGAGAAUAAGUCGGCAGCUAUGGUGUGCCAGGGGGAGGCCUCGUGCGGUGACCGGCAGCAGGCGGGUCAGCGCAUUUCUACACCCGAAGGCACUGCUGUGGCGGUCUAUCAGUCUACCGGAGCGCCGGGCCAAAUGCAGUCAAGGCCGGAAAUUGAGAAACCAGCUUUGAAGCAGGGAGCACAGGAUGUCGGCUUGUUUGUUCUUGGGGGAGCGUCUACGGUCUGCGAAGGCCCCGUCAAAAUGCCUAGCAUGGACGAUUUCGCGGGCCACGUCGCAGCUACACAUGUUGCGCUGGACAUGCCAGAAGUAGCUGUGGAACUCGAGCCGGCAAAUAAACAGCCGGCCCUGGCGCCGGUUGUUCGCGCGAGCCUGGUGCCGCGCUCGGACUGCCUCACCGACGAUUCGUCCGGGAAGAGCAACGGCGGCAAGCUCAGGGGAUGCUUCAACGGGUUCAUCACGUCUUGCAAGGAGGUGGUUGACAUCUGCAUGCUAUACCCGACGGUCAUCAUUGUGCCGCUGUUGGUCUUCGCGUUGCUGUGCGGACUGGGCAUCUGGGGCGUCACUGCCGGUGCCAACGCCUAUGUGCAGCAACAGAAGGACGACGUGCGCAGCCGCGCUGUGGACGCCGUCACCGGCUUCCAGAUCCAGCUGCAGCAGUCUUUUACGCCUGGUUUGACGUUUCAGCUGCUGGUGAAGCAGCGACCGGACGUUGGGUACUGGUUUGAGAACUUCAACGCGACCGCUCAGGAGCUCAUGUCGCGCGUGCCGAAUGGUUCGUUGUGGAACCUGCAGCUGCAGCCGUUCGCGCAGGUCAUGAUGAUCAACCCGUUCCGGCCAGCCAUGGACGCGUCCCAGGUCAACCCGCCCCGCGACCUGCUCGCUGACCCCGCUCGGCGCAAUGACAUCAUGAAGAUCAUCACGACCCGCGAGCCGCUGGUGGUGGGGCCGGUGCUCCUAUCCAACGUGUCUUGGGGCACAUUCGUGCGCUAUCCAAUCUACAUCAAGAACGUGGACUGGAACGAGACGUUUGGCUUCCGCUACAUCCAUUCUAACUGGAACGGCACGCGCGAGGCGCUGCCGUACAGCAUGCUCCCUGCCAGUGUGCGCAACUGCACGGAGCAGGGCCCAUGCUAUAACUUCACCACGCGCGAAAAGUGGUGGGGCGUCAUGACGGUCCUCAUUAACUACGACGCCGUGACCAGCGGCAACGACGCCUACCUUGCGAACCUGCGCAAGCUGGGCUUCUACUACGCGUUGGUGCGGCCGCUCAACGCCACAGCGGAGCAGGUAAUUGCACAGGUUGGGCCCAGCUCCCUCCGCGACCACGAUUCGGUCACCGUGGACGUGAAGGUGUUCACCACGAUGUGGCAGCUAAGGGUGGCGCCGCAAGAUGGUUUCGAGCCGUCAUGGCGGGCGGCGCUGAUCGCGGCGGUGGUGAUCAUCGCAUUCAUCAUCGCCGCGCUGCUCUUUGUGGCCCUGGCUUCCUUCAGACGGCAGAGGCUGCUGCUGCAAGAGACGGUGGCCGCAAAUCGAAACCUGGCGGAGACGACUAAGCGCCUGGAGGAGGAGAAGGAGCGCAUGGAUGUGCUGCUGGUGCGGCAAUACGACCUGCUGAGGUGCCUGGACGCAAACCGCAGCGACGGCAAGAUUAACGUGUCAGACACCGUAGGCUCCAGCAAGAAGGCCAUGAUGGCCCGCAUUGAGGACGCGCGCCGCUCGCUGAACGUGGCCAAGUCAGCCGUUGAGGACCCCAUCCAGGUCUUCGAGGUCCUGGGCGCUGGAGCGUUCGGCAAAGUCCAGAAGGGCCUUUGGCGAGGUACGGUGGUGGCGGUUAAGACUAUGAUUUUGCCGGCCAACAUGACGGGGCAGCAGAAGCGCGAGAAGAUGGCGGUGAUGGAGGCGGCCAUCAGCAGCAGCCUUGUUCACCCCAACAUCGUGACCACCUACACCUACUUCAUCCGCCCAUACCACGAGCCAACACACGAGGCUGUGCAGAACAUGCUCGCACAAGGGGAGGUCGCACUCGGCAAGAUCUCAGACUCACGCACGUCUCUAGAUGACAGUACCGGUGACAGUUCCACCAUCCACAGCUAUGAGGUGCGCCUGGUGUUGGAGUUCUGUGACAAGGGGUCGCUCAAGGACGCGCUGGACCAGUCCGCCUUCAUGCAGGGUGGCGCCCUGAACCUGGCGGCGAUGCUGGAGACGGCCGCGGACGUGGCCAAAGCCAUGGUGCACAUGCACGCGGCCAACGUGCUGCACAGCGACCUCAAAGCCCGCAACAUCAUGCUCAAGAGCAGCGGCACAGAGGGCCGCGGCAUCGUGGCGAAGGUGGCCGACUUUGGUCUGUCCACGCGCAUGGAGCACCAGGAGACGCACCUGAGCAGCUGCUUCCAGGGCACGCUGACGCACAUGGCUCCGGAGGUGAUGCUGGAGGGCCGCAUCAGCAAGGCCGCGGACGUGUACUCGUUUGGCAUUCUCCUGUGGGAGUUGUUCUGCGCCGGCGACCCGUUCCAGGGCGUGCCGCGUGCGCACCUGGGUCACGCAAUCACCAAGGAGGCGCGGCGGCCCAAGUUCCCGCCCUUCGCUCCGGCGGGCUUCGUGCGGCUCGCGACGCGUUGCUGGGACCCCGACGCCUCUCAGCGGCCCAUGUUUGAGGAGGUGCUGUCAGAGCUGGUGCGCAUGCGCGAGGAGCUGGGCGGAGAGACACCACAGCUUGUGGUGACGCCGCCCAAGCCCAUAACGCAUGAGAAGAGCGUUGAGAGUGGCCCACGCAUUACCGCCAGCCAAGGGGCUGAACAGCUUGGCGUGGCCACCAGCGGCUUUCACAUUGCCAGCGGGGGUGCGUCGACGUUGCUAAGCGCGGGCAUCGUCCUUGGAGGGGUUGGGGGUAGCACCCACGGCAGCAUAGGCUCCUUGGGUGGCUCAAUUGGGGCCCGGUCUGGAAUCAAAAGCUCGAUAGCGCAGCGGCAUCUGCGCAAGCUGGGAAUAAAGCUUGGAGGCAUGGGAGGCUCGGGUCUGGCCCCCGCACUUCCUGCGUUGCAUGAGGCGCAUGAGGACCGCGAGGAGGAUGGCGCAGAAGCGGAGGCGGCCACUGGCAGCAGGGCAAACGAGUCACCUGAGGCGUCUGGAAAGUUGGGAGAGCCUGGCGGGAGCAGUCCUCUGCUGGUCAUGGCCGGCGGCAGAGGUGGGGGCGACGGUGCGCCGGCCCCCAUGACCGUGUAGGACAUUCGAUGGUGUUGACAAGGGACUGGACACUGCGCUUCAUCCAUGUGCACGAAUGCAUUUGCUGAACGCUACUACUGUUGGCCAUCGAUAUCACUGCAUGCAAGAUGUUGGGACGGCUGUCGCCGUGCGUUUGUACGGACGCACGGGUUUCACGGCGAUGGCACCGGCGUGCUUAUACCUUCUAUGAGGGCGCUACCUCUCUAGUCUCAACCCGCAUUUAAGGCUGACUGCAUACGCUUGUUACUGCCUCACACUGUGUGCAAAAGCAAGCAUGCAUGGAUAACGCAGACAUUAUGGAGUGCAUCGCGGCUUGUGUGACUGCUCAGGAGAUGGGCAGCGCAAACUGCAAUUCAUGGCCGCUUGUAUUCAAGUUUAAGAAAGGGAAAUGAUUGAUUGCAGCAGGUCUGCUUGCUGCAGGAUAACCCGUUGGUUUUAUCUGGUUACUUGAUGGCAACAGGCGCAUGUAUACGAUUGUGUGGUGGUUAUGGUUUUGGCACAUUCCGGCAGGCUUCAGGGGUGUUGUUGAGUGCAGAGCAUCGCACGCCAUGUAUUCAUUUGUUAUAUGAUAGUUGUUUGAACUUGCAUGCGCCGCACCACGGUACCUAUUUACAUGGUAGGAAGGGGCAUUGCUCGACAAUAUUGUGACAUAAAUGUUGAGCACCGGGGAUCUUUAAGAUCAAAGCGCUGAGCAUGUCUCAUAGCCACGAGCUAUUUGUCCUUAGGAUUGGUUCGACAGCUGCCAACAAAGGCCGUCCCCACGGCUGGGCCCAGCUGUAUGAUGUCGGCGCCAGGACGCCAGGCACUUGAGUCAUUGUUGACGUGCAAUGGAUCUCUUCGUAUACGUAGUAUACACUUCUCAGGGCUAUGCGAGUGCGCCUACUUACGUACGUCUGCUCCAGAUCUCUUGGUCUAGAGGACUGCGUCGUUGGCGUGUGUAGUCCACGUUGGCUCAAGUGUGCGUGACAAGCGCUAGGGCUGCGGCGGCUGAAGACAGUCACGCCGAGCUGGGCUUGUACGAAGCGGUAACAGCGGUGAGCAGCAGGUUAGGUAUGCUUGUGUGAUGGGCAGAGCUGAUUGCACCAGGUGCACAGACAUUGGGCUCACGUUGUGGGCUCACCUGUGCACAGAUGCUGGCCGGCCCGGAGGUGCAUACCGUGGAACAUUCUUAUGCGGAACGGGCACGUGCUGACCCAAGUGGCGUGCUCGCAGAAUCUGUGGAGCAUUUUGUCCAGCGUGCGACCUCUGCUAGUACAUUGACAUUUAUGGAAGAGAUAAGACGAUGAAUGUGUGCAGCGGUUGGAAGGUGCAGAACGUGCCUGGCAUGGGUGCGAGGGGACAUAGGUUUCCAUAAAGGAGCGGCAGGUUCUACAGUGUCUGGGCAGCCACCUCCUUGUUGGCGCAAUCCCUAUGCACAAAUUCGCGUAUGCGGAUCCCGCAUUGCAAAAGGCGCAAACGGCUCACCGGGAGCCCUAUGAGCUGGUGUGCGGCUGUAGUUGCAGCAAGGGUGUCAGGCACGGGUGUCAGGGUUGCUGGCCAAGUCCGGGCUGUAUGGGCGCUCACGAAAGGCCUCGGGACUCGUCCCUGCGAUUGACACACACACGAUCACAGGU